Habropoda laboriosa is the source of this 2447-nucleotide messenger RNA. It is a transcript of the gene Sf3a1, whose product is annotated as splicing factor 3A subunit 1. The transcript is spliced from 11 exons. Gene Ontology annotation, cellular component: catalytic step 2 spliceosome; U2 snRNP; U2-type prespliceosome. Gene Ontology annotation, biological process: mRNA cis splicing, via spliceosome; regulation of alternative mRNA splicing, via spliceosome. Bases 82 to 2397 code for a protein of 771 amino acids. NCBI's taxonomy places the organism in Eukaryota, Metazoa, Arthropoda, Insecta, Hymenoptera, Apidae. The record is from RefSeq and is a predicted model, not a curated record. Gene Ontology annotation, molecular function: RNA binding; protein binding.
CAAAGUGAUAUGUGUAUAGUGAGUGAUGAGAAAUAUUAACAAAUCUAUAAAAAUUAAGUGAACAGAAAAACAUUAGGCAACAUGCCAGCGCAAGAAAUUGCUAUUCUACAGCCUCCGGCAACCGAGAAUGAAGAAAAUAAUGCACCUUCAUCUCAGCCGAUCGUGGGCAUUAUUUACCCUCCACCGGAGGUUAGAAAUAUUGUUGACAAGACAGCCAGUUUUGUGGCCAGAAAUGGACCAGAAUUUGAAUCAAGAAUCAGACAAAAUGAAUUGGGAAAUCCAAAAUUUAAUUUUUUAAACUUUGGUGAUCCAUAUCAUGCAUACUACCAACAUAAAGUAAAAGAAUUUAAGGAAGGAAAAGGUCAAGAACCUACAGUAGGAUUAGGGCUUGGAAAAACAGUUACUCUUGCUGCUCAUCAAAAACAGCAAGAAAUUUUGAAACAAGUUGAACAACCAUUUGUUCCAAAAGAUCCACCUGCAGAAUUUGAAUUUAUUGCUGAUCCACCUUCUAUUUCAGCUUUAGAUUUGGAUAUUGUAAAAUUGACAGCACAAUUUGUAGCUCGUAACGGUCGUCAAUUUUUAACCAAUUUGAUGAAUCGGGAACAGAGAAACUUCCAAUUUGACUUCUUACGUCCGCAACAUUCUUUGUUUCAAUACUUUACAAAAUUAUUGGAACAAUAUACUAAAGUAUUGAUUCCACCUAAAGAUCUAUUACCACGUCUCCGCGAUGAAGCAGCUAAUAUGGAUAAAAUUUUGGAGCAAGUAAAAUAUCGCGCUGAAUGGUUGAAAUAUCAAGAAGCUCAAAGACGCAAAGAAGAAGAAGAAUUGGAGCGCGAACGAGUUGCUUAUGCACAAAUAGAUUGGCAUGAUUUUGUCGUUGUCGAGACUGUUGAUUACCAACAAUUUGAAGUUGGUAAUUUCCCAGCACCAACAACACCAGAUGAAGUUGGUGCUCGCGUGCUUAUGCAGGAAAGAAUAGAAGAAGGUGAAGACGUUGAAAUGCAGAUCGACAGUGAAGGAGAAGACGAAAUGCAAAGUCGUGCCGAAGGUGAAAAAGAUCGCGCAAAGGAUAACAACCAAGUACAAGAUAUGGAGGAGGAUUCAAGCGAUGAAGAUGAUGUAUCACCUCCAGGUGAUACUCAUAAAUCGAAAGAAUCGAAACCACGCGAUAGUAAUAAUAUGCAGCCUCCACCAUUGCCACCGACUCCAGGAAAUGUUGUAGUGAAGAAAGGAUAUGAUCCUAAACAACACGCAAUUAAAACUACGCGUCCUGCUGCUCCUGAUGAAUAUUUGAUAUCUCCGAUUACUGGAGAGCGUAUACCUGCCAGUAAGGUUCAAGAACACAUGCGUAUUGGAUUAUUGGAUCCACGUUGGGUAGAACAGAGAGACAAACAUCUCGAUAAAUUAGCUCAAGAAACAGUAUUCGCACCUGGCACAGCGAUUGAAGCCAGUUUGAAACAACUUGCCGAGAGACGUACCGAUAUCUUUGGUGUUGGUGACGAAGAAACCGCUAUUGGUAAAAAGAUUGGAGAAGAGGAUAAGAAAAAAGAUGAUAAAGUCACGUGGGAUGGACACACAUCGAGUGUUGAAGCAGCAACCAGAGCUGCCAGAGCAAAUAUUACUUUGGAAGAACAAAUUCAUCAAAUACAUAAAGUUAAAGGACUUCUUCCGGAUGAAGAGAAAGAAAAGAUUGGGCCGAAACCCGCUAAUCGUGCAGCUGAACUGUCACACAUGGCAGCGGCUGCUUCAAAACCUCAAGCUACAUUGAAGGCACCACCGAAACCACCAGCUCCCAAACCUGUACCAGUUCCAACACAACCACCACCACCGCCCACCAUGAGUAUGCCUACUAUGGGUAUUCCUCAACCAAUGAUGCCGCAAGCACCGAUGAUGAUGAUGGCUCCUAUGCCUCCGAUUCGACCACCACCGCUUAUGACGCCAGCAAUGUCACCAUUUAUGCCAACACCACCACCUAUGCAACCACCAAUGGCAUCCGCCGUAAGUAUUUACGAAAUUGGAAUGAAGCAUCCUUCUGAAUCUAUGGAAGAAGAACCUCAAACUAAAAAGUUAAGAACUGAAGAUUCAUUAAUACCUGAACAACAGUUCUUGGCAAGAAAUAAGGGACCUGUACAAUUGAAUAUUGCUGUACCAAUGAUGACAGAAAAGGCAGAAUGGAAGUUGAAUGGUCAAACAUUGAAUAUUACUUUGCAAUUAAGUGACACUGUGGCUACAAUGAAAGCUCUUAUUCACGAACAAACGGGUAUGCCACCUGGCAAACAGAAAUUACAAUACGAGGGUAUGUUUUUCAAAGAUAGCAACACUCUUGCAUACUAUAAUUUAGCAUCUGGCAAUGUAAUUAAUCUUCUACCAAAGGAGAGAGGUGGUAGGAAAAAGUAAAACCAAAAAAUACAUAAUGCAUUUUAAACGUUUCACAUUGCCUUUAUCUA